AUGGUUCGUUUGAGCGUGGCUGUGCUUUUGGUUGGCUUGAUCGCAGUAUCCUCCGGAGGUGUCCUUCCGGAUCAGUAUGCUGACUGGGAAGGUUUCAUCGUCGGAGGCUCGAACGCCGCCGAAGGGCAGUUCCCUUAUCAGGUCUCGUUGCGUUCGGCAGCGAAUGCCCACUUCUGCGGUGGAUCAAUCGUGAACAACAACUGGGUUCUAUCGGCUGCCCAUUGCACCAGUGGAAGGACUACCGCUAACACGAUCGUCGUUGUUGGAUCCCUGCUGUUGAACGCCGGUGGCGAGCGCCAUCCUUCAAGCCAGAUCAUCAACCAUCCAGGCUACAGCGGCAUUACAUUGGCUAAUGACAUUUCGUUGGUACGCGUAGCCACUCCGUUCAUAUUUUCCAACAUUAUUGCACCAACAGCCCUGGAGCAGGAUUUCGUCGACUCUGCAUCUAAUGCACAGGCUUCCGGUUGGGGACAAACUACGAACCCAGGAUCUCUUCCAAACCAUUUGCAAUGGGUGAACGUGGAUAUCAUCACUCUGGCUGAGUGCCGCAGUCGCCACAAUGUUGUGAACGCUGCCCGUGUUCAUGACAACACGAUCUGCUCGUCCAGCCCCACUGGCAUCGGCAUGUGCAUGGGAGAUUCCGGUGGUCCACUGUCGCACAACUCUCGCCAGCAGGGUAUUGUGUCGUGGGGUAUUGCAUGUGCCCAAGGAUUCCCGGAUGUGUUCGCUCGCGUUUCAUCGCACCGUCAAUGGAUCCUUGAGAAUGUUGCCUAGUAACCGUUAAAGUAGUCCUAAUGUAUAAAAUAAAUUUCUGAAAUUCGUUA
Armigeres subalbatus is the source of this 824-nucleotide messenger RNA. Its product is annotated as chymotrypsin-2-like. Gene Ontology annotation, molecular function: serine-type endopeptidase activity. The transcript has 2 exons. NCBI's taxonomy places the organism in Eukaryota, Metazoa, Arthropoda, Insecta, Diptera, Culicidae. The record is from RefSeq and is a predicted model, not a curated record. The coding region runs from base 1 to 774 and encodes 257 amino acids. Gene Ontology annotation, biological process: proteolysis.